UUUCACGUCUCGCCAGUCACCCCAAUGUGUGAGAACGCUGCGAACCUGCUAUAUCUCACUAUCUACAAUCCGACCCUCAAGCCUGCCUCUAAUGCAUCUCCUGACGACGAAGACGCUGAGGAACAGGCCCAUAUCUUGUUCUAUACUGCGAAAGAACGAGCGGUCUCGCGUGACAGAAUGCUCAGGCAGAUUGGACUGGCUAAGGCACUCAUCAGCUUUUCCGAAAUUCUGAGCGUCGAUGGACCUUGCGAUAAUGUGCAUUCACAGACGAAACGACUCACCAUGGUGCAACCCGAACCGAACUAUUGGAUACACGCGGGUAUAGAAAUGGCCAGAACCCCAAGACCUGUUAAGGGCAAGGGCAAGGAGAAGGAAAAGCCAAAGGCGGACACGCCAACAGUGUUCGAUUAUCAUGAUUACUCGGCUUACGAUGUGGCCGUCAGAGCUGACAUCCUCCGUGGAUACGAAAAGUUCAAGCUGAAACACGGCUCUUUUGCAUCCAUUCUCUCUUCCCUCGGUCGAGAAGCUUUGGAACUACAACUAGAGAGAUUCUUCACCGUCUGGGCAUGGUCUUGGGACCUAGACGAUGGACCGGAGUUUGGACAACUGCUUGGCCCAUCCCGUCAUCCUCUACAGAUAUCACUUUCCUCAAUCAUGGAUGAAUUCUCGUCGCGAUUACCAAAUGAAGUGGUGCCCAUUGCCGUGUCUCCCCCCUUCAUUAUACCUUCCACACGAUAUACCGACUCUUCAUUCCCAUCUGCUUUGGCCGCUUUCAUAUUAUCUCUCGUACCACCAAUAGUUCCAGAACCAGCAGACCCGCCUCCUCUUCUUCACGUCAGCAUGGCCUCAUCGCAACCCGAACCUGCACAGGUCCGAGAUGCCGCAGACGAGAACAGCAAGACCUUCCUCGGGAUGAAUUUGGAUGUGCGAAUGGAUAUGCCGAAAUGGAAUUGGCCGGGUUAUCUCACGUUUGGAAAAGGAGGGAAGAAACCACCCGAUCUGUUUGCGGUUACUCCAAGAAACGAGGACAAGGGUGAUCCGUUGACCUUCCCGUUGGAUACUCCGCGUCUGGAGCAGACGACCGACUUUGACGUUGACCGGAGUGCCCUCGAAGAUGCUAUACAAUCUGAACAGCUCCCUUUGCCGCUCGAGAAGAGCUUCGAUGACGCUUCCAUUUCUGAAACCAUCAAGCCUACCCUAGACGAUGAAGAUGCAGCAGAACAACCGGGAGACGUCAUCGAUACAAUCUCCGUCCCCAUUGACGAAACUGCGAAUCAAUUUGAAGAGCAGACACGACCAGAGCCUAUCGAGUUCUCAGCCACAAGCGUCUAUCUUGCUAGUGGCCAAGACCCCAAUGAUACCGUAAAGAAGAAACUCUUUUACGUUGUAAGGAGUCGCGUGCUAGUGUGCUUGAUAGGCCUAGAAGAAGCCGGCGAUCUUGCUGAAGAUGCUGCCGCCUUGGCAGCUUCUCUAUAUACCAGGCUUAAUGACGAGCCAUUGACGAAGUCGACGGACUCCGUGCCAUCUGCCACAAUGAUCUUGCAACCCAAAGACCGCUUUGUCUUGACAACUUCAAGUCUUGUCAUUCCCAGCACAGACUUCCAAUCUCGGUCUGGGCACUUGUACAAUGCACGCCAGCUGUUGCAUGGAAGGGAGCCCAAUAUCACGGAAAUAUUCUCUCGGGGUCAAAAUCCGCAGCAUUGGCAUGUCGCACGACACGGUCUAGGCACUGAGACAGGGACUGUCGAAGAAGAUGUUUAUCUGGAGGUCUUCCGCAAGGAGACUAGCCUGACCGACGUGGAUAAUACUCUCGCGGCAGUCAUACGUCGCAAUGGCAAUCUGUAGAUCCGACUGGAUUAUCUCCUGCAUAUACCCUGAAGUCCGGUACCAUUGUAGAUGCAACAUCAACAUAGGGGAGUAGCCAUCACCUUGAGCACGUGUGAUCCUCAUUCUCGAAUCUCUCCCACAUCCUUGGUGCGAAGUUCCAGUCCUAGUCCAGUUCUGGAUCCUCUAUCUGAGCACGGCCGAGAUGGCGCAAACGUGUUGCGCGGCGGGGAUCCACUGGACAUCCAUCGACGCUAUCUCCUGCGAUUUCGGCGCCAACAAGCUUCUGUGAGAACGUCACCGAGGAACCUGCGAGGAAGUGAAAGGAAUGGAUAUUUUGGGGUUCAUUGACGCAGCCCGUGAUCAUACAGAGCGCCGUCGGACUGACCCUCCCGUCUAUUGCUCCUGUGACGCAUAGGUUGCAAGGUGAGGCAUCGAUCGUCUCUGUUCCUGAAGUAUCUUUGGAGCGCGUUUCCGCCCUGUGCUCCGUGCAUCGUCGCUUCCAGCAGCCCCUGGGCCCUCGGAUUAAAUUUGAUUUUCUCAUCCUCCCGCGUCGAUCUUGCCUUUGUGCGCCGGUAUGACUCUUGUGUGGCCGGUCACUACGUAUCCGUGCCAUCUGCCUAUCGAUCAACCCUGCAGAUAUUGUCUACAUGGCUCCGAGUCGCCUCUGUUUGGAGUGUUAAUCUGAGCCGCGUGGAGGGCUCGUUCUAAGCAGAAAGGAGCUCAAUAGCGAAAGAUGCGCACGAUUCGGCAGUCCACAGAAAUGAUCUCCUUAUGUUUUUCCCCACCCGACUCGAUCUGACCCUCCAACUCGCUGCCCGAACUGUACGCCGAGCAGCACAACCUGCUAUCUAGUCCCCUCAGGCGAGUCUCCGCCUCUUUAUCAGAAUCUUUCGUCACUUCAAACUGGACUUCUCGAGUAUCGGCGACAACGCAAGCAGCUUCCCUUUGCGCCACAGUACAAUCCAAAUCGUUAUCGCCGAAUGCAGCUCAUGCUCUGGACGUUUACUGUGCUCGAGCAGUUGGUGUUUGCCGUCGUGGAUCAACUGCGCCAGAUUGGACCAUAAUUCAACCUCGGUGCUUUUCUCGUCGACUCAUGAACCAUGAGCCCUUCGUGAGUCAGGGUACCACAUAGAACCGCAAUAAACUUUCUUCGAAUGUACAACUGUCUAAAUAAACAUCUACUAUCUCACGGGUUGGCAGCAAAAGCACUACAUGUAGUAAAAUAGACGGUGGCGUUGGCACGGAAGGCACGGGUUAGGAGGGCGUGGUGGUAUGUCAUUGUCAGGGUCCUGGCUCUUCUGGGAAAGAAACUCGAAAAACGAGGACACAGCAGACACGGCAGAACUCGACCACAGUCGUUAUUGGCAACCAACACACACCCCGGGUCGCAUAAGCAUCAUGAUGCUGACCCAGCCAUCGCUGUUCUUGAGGGGGGGACGCGAGUAAUGGCAGGGUCUGCAGUCAGGUUAUUGAUACAAGUGCGUCACUGCGUGCCGCGUUGCGUCGCUACUGCGGGUGGUGCGAAAGUAAGUUGAGGGGGUGUUCCCGAUUGGGAGACGGUGAGGCAAGAGAGAUUUUACGUAAGAGGGUGGGUGUCUACCGUGUCCCAGUCGAGUUCGCUUCUCUUCUUUCAUUUCUCUCCGCCUACCAGCUACAUUGCGCGCGAGACUUGGUCCCUUACCGCUGUACCAAAAUCACACUUCUGCGGGCUCAGCAUCUACCAGCACCCCUUGCCUGACAGGGCUCCACCGGAAGCUACAUCCGACAUCGCGCGGUCGGGGAUUGGGGUUGAGCCACGCUGCAGCGACCGAUACGCCCUUUCUUUGCGAAACCGAAGCCAGCGUAAUUCGGCUGAACGAUCACUGAAGGCGCCUCUGCUUAUCGACCCCUGCGACUCGCUCCCUCGAACCACACGAAUUAUUUUACAACAAAAGCAAUGUCGUUCUCCUACCUCAACUUCCCAUUCGACGAAUACAAUCCCGAGACGCUCCAAGACCAGAACGACACAGAGGAUUGGGAGCGCGCCCGGAUAUUCGGGAUGCCCGCGGUGCAAGAUGCCUACGAGAGCCUGGAGAACCUGUCCAACUUCUCUUCCUCAUUCGGGACGUCUGUCUCCCCAUUUUUUAACCCCGAUGCGGCGUUCAUGAACCCUUCGCCACUCUCGAGCGCCAGCGGGACCUGGUCGGAUGAGAGCUGGUCGCCUAGCUCGACAGCGUUCAAUCCGUUCCAGCCUUCAUCGCAUGACAAUUCCCUGGGCCGCCCCCUGGCACGUGCUUUAACGACAGCACCACGCUCGACGUCACCGGCACCGCUUACCGCCUCUGCUCGCCUUCCGCUUUACUCCGGUUCCGGAUUUGAUGCGCUUUCUCUUCUGGCACGUGUUAUGGCCCGGCCCAAUCCGACGAUUCAGCUGGGCCCAGUCGAUUUCUCGACGUCGUUUGUGGUGGUCGACGUGCGCCGACACGAUGAACCGAUCGUUUACUGCUCCCCAAGUUUCUGUGCUCUGACUGGAUACAGCGAGAAGGAAGUCAUGGGCCGCAACUGCCGGUUUCUGCAAGCCCCGCCGACGUCGGAGAGCUCUGGCGAGCUACUGCCUCUGGCUAAGGGAGACCCCAGACACCACACCUCGCAUGUAGCUGUUCGGGCACUGGCUAAGGCUGUCGGGGGCCACAAAGAAUCGCAAGUGAGCGUCGUGAACUACCGCCGUGACGGAUCUGCGUUUGUGAAUCUUGUGUCUAUUGUACCACUUGUCGGAGAAUCGGGUGUUCCUGGCAUGGAGCAGGACGGAGAGGUCGUGUGGUAUGUUGGGUUUCAGGUUGAUCUGACGACGCAGAGCGAGAGCAUCGUCCAGCGCGUCAAAGAAGGUCGGUACCAUAAAGGUGUUCCGUUGUUGAGUGCUCCGUCGAUGGAGGACGACGGCAUAAAAAGUGAAUCUGUGCCUCAGCGAGAGCGGAGAACCAAUCUCGUUCCUGCUCCUCUCGUGUCUUCUCUGCUGGCCCGAUUGCUCAUCAAUCCUCGCUUCUUGGCAAGUCUGGAUGCCACUCCUGUUUCCACUGUCGGUGCUCUGGUGCCAUCCACGUCUGGUGGUGGACUGCCUCCGGAUCCAUCCAGCCAUGCUUUGCACUCCAUUCUACUUGGCGCAUUGCCAGAUUUCAUACACGUGCUCAGCCUGAAGGGCGCGUUCCUAUAUGUUUCGCCGGCGGUGACGCGUUGUCUUGGAUGGGCGCCAACGGAACUGGUGGGGCGGUCUUUGGAGGAUAUUUGUUUCUCGAGGGAUGUGGUCAGCGUUGGACGGGCUCUCAAAGAAGCCAGUCUGCCUGCAGAAGGCUGGGCUGGUGAUAAAGCGCUUGGUGGCACUUCAUCCGAAGCAUUGCGUGUGGUUGACUUGGUAUUCCGGGCCCGGACUAAGCAAGGGACUUGGGUCUGGGUCGAAUGUCGAGGUCGAUUGCACGUGGAGCCAGGCAAGGGCCGAAAAGCUAUUGUAUUGAUCGGCCGUGCACGAGGCAUGACGCACAUGCCAGCGCCGGAGAAGGAGAAAACACCGCCGACUCCUACACCCAUUUCGCGUCAAGCGCGACAUGUUUCAGGAUCGCCGACGGGCUCGGGCAGUGGUCUUGAAUGGGCGCUGCAGCCCAAGAGGGCGAGGAUCGAGGGUGCGAGUACGAGCCCGGUCAGUUCGCCGCUGCCCAGCGCCACUCUCCCCACCGCCUUUCAUGGUGUCAUGGAUCCGUAUGGGCUGCUGCUUUCCGUUGGGGUUGGAGCGAAUACCGUGCUCGGCCUCGAGCCAGCAAGUAUCCGGGGCACCAGAAUCGGUGCCCUGGUCGUGGAUUCCCAUGCACCGUCCAAUCCCAUUGAGAGCACCCUUGCUGCAUGGCGGCAGGAAAUUCCGAAUGGGAUUCGCCAGAUCCAGUGCACCCUGCAAGGCAAGAACGGUCCCGUUUCCGCCAUCGUUCGCUUCGUCGCUCCAGCGGCUGAACGCACUCCGCUGCCCUGUGCGGUUGCGCCUGCUCAGCUGAUGUACGGCGUUUAUCUCGCCUCGUGUCCCCCUCGGCCCUCGCCAAACGCAAAUCCGUUUCACCGGCUCGAUCCCAAUGUGGGGGAGAGCUGGCAGUAUGAGUUGUCGCAGCUGCGGUUCGCGAAUGAGCGGCUGAUCGAGGAGAUCCAGGAGCUGGAACGUGCGGAGGAGAAGAGGGCUGUGAAGAAGGCCGUUGAAGAGGAGAAGCAAAGGAUUGUCUCGCGCUACGAGGUCCCCGAAUAUUCUUCCUACUCUAAUGCCGGAUUCACGGGCGUCCCUCUCACACUCACUGGUCGACGCCAGCAGCUUCAGAACGAUUCGGCGUCAUGGCAGGGGCGUAGCGCAUAUCCGGCUUCGUCAUCCUCGUCAAGCCCCUACUCCCUGCCGAUGAAACGGCCCUGGGAGGACGUGUAAAACAGUUCGCGACUUAUUUAUUAUAUCAUACUGUAUCAUCUCUCCAUAUGUACUUGUAGCUCUCAGUUUCCGACUCUUUCGCAGUACACGCAGCUAACAUUGUUUUCUCGAUUUCCCCCUUAACUUAUCUGUCUCAAACGCGAUCGGUGUAUG
Messenger RNA from Mycena citricolor, 6409 nucleotides. Lineage: Eukaryota; Fungi; Basidiomycota; Agaricomycetes; Agaricales; Mycenaceae. The record is from the annotation of a GenBank genome assembly.